AUGGCGCCAAAGGCGGAGAAGAAGCCAGCGACGGCGGAGAAGAAGCCGCCGCGGCCGGAGAAGAGCGCGGUGAAGGAGGCCGGCGGCGAGUCGGGGAAGAAGAAAAAGAAGGUGAAGAAGAGCACGGAGACGUAUAAGAUCUACAUAUUCAAGGUGCUGAAGCAGGUGCACCCGGACAUCGGCAUCUCUAGCAAGGCCAUGGGGAUCAUGAACAGCUUCAUCAACGAUAUCUUCGAGAAGCUCGCCAUGGAGUCGUCGCGCCUCGCCCGCUACAACAAGAAGCCCACCAUCACCUCGCGCGAGAUCCAGACCGCCGUCAGGCUCGUCCUCCCCGGCGAGCUCGCCAAACACGCCGUCUCCGAGGGCACCAAGGCCGUCACCAAAUUCACUAGCUCCUAAUUUUUACUCCUCUCUUCAUUUCAUAUAUACGAUUCUGGAUUUCCGAAAAAGGAAAUACAACGGUCCAUGACAUUUCUAAUAAAAUUCAUUUUAGUUUACCUGGAA
Messenger RNA from Salvia miltiorrhiza (redroot sage), 504 nucleotides. RefSeq names its product histone H2B.5-like. The coding region runs from base 1 to 399 and encodes 132 amino acids. The record is from RefSeq and is a predicted model, not a curated record. Gene Ontology annotation, biological process: nucleosome assembly. Gene Ontology annotation, molecular function: structural constituent of chromatin; DNA binding; protein heterodimerization activity. Gene Ontology annotation, cellular component: nucleosome. The transcript has a single exon. Lineage: Eukaryota; Viridiplantae; Streptophyta; Magnoliopsida; Lamiales; Lamiaceae.